AUGAGUCCAGGUAAGUUACCCUAUGACACUAUUGAGAAUCAAGCUAAUCUUUCUGCUAUAACUACUAGGAGUGGUAAAAUUUUGAAAGGUGUCGAAAGAAAGAUACUAAAAAAUAGGGGUGAGGAAGUGGAAAAAUCUAAGGAAGAGAAUAAGGAAGUGAGUGAGAAGAAAAAAAUUAAUGAUAAAUCUGAAGUAAAUAAAGAUAAAGAAACCACUACUUUCCCCAAUGACAAGAGUUGUUGCAAGAUACCUUUUCCAAAAGCUUUAGUGAAAAAGAAUUUAGAAAAGCAAUUUUUUAAAUUUCUUGAGGUUUUCAAAAAGUUACAAAUAAAUAUUCCUUUUUCUGAAGCUUUGGAACAGAUGCCUGCAUACUCUAAAUUCAUGAAAGAGAUACUCUCUAGAAGAAGAAAGCUGAGUGAGGUAGAUGAGACCAUAAUGAUGAGUGAGGAGUGUAGUGCUAUCUUGCAAAGGAAACUUCCACAGAAAAUAAAAGAUCCUGGAAGUUUCACACUUCCUGUGGAAAUUGAAGGUUUACCUGUUGUUAAGGCUCUCUGUGAUUUGGGAGCAAGCAUUAAUUUGAUGCCUCUCACCAUGUUGGAGGGGUUGGGUUUAGGAGAGGUCACUCCCACCAUGAUCAACCUACAACUAGCAGAUAGGUCACUCAAAACUCCUUACGGGAUUAUAGAGGAUAUUCUUGUUAGGGUAGAUAAAUUUAUUUUCCCUGUGGAUUUUGUUAUAUUAGAUAUGGAAGAAGAUGCUAUAAUACCUCUCAUCCUAGGAAGACCCUUUUUAGCAACUGGUAAUGCAAAAAUUAAUGUGAGGAAGGGAAUUCUUUCUUUGAAAGUAGGAGAAGAAAAAAUGAGGUUUAAGGUCUUUGAGUCAUUGAAACAUAGGAAUGAUGAGAGUAUCUUUAGUGUUGAGGUAGUGGAUGAGUUCGUUUGUGAGGAAUUUGUGAGGAUUUCUAUGAAAGACUCUUUAGAAGAUGUGAUCAUGGAAGGAUUUGAGUCUACUGACUUACCUGAAUGUGAUGUUGAAACUGUGAACCAAUUGGAUUCAGUCUCAUCUCUCUCGUUUAGGAGUGUUUGGAGAGAGGAAUUAAAAAGAUAUGAGGAGACUCCAAUUAAAUCUGCAAAAUUGGAACUGAAACCUCUACCUCACCCUCAAAUAUGCUUAUCUUGA
This is a messenger RNA of Lotus japonicus, 1179 nucleotides long. RefSeq lists its product as uncharacterized. The record is from RefSeq and is a predicted model, not a curated record. The coding region runs from base 1 to 1179 and encodes 392 amino acids. NCBI's taxonomy places the organism in Eukaryota, Viridiplantae, Streptophyta, Magnoliopsida, Fabales, Fabaceae. The transcript has a single exon.